Molecule: messenger RNA, 1029 nt
Organism: Trichosporon asahii var. asahii CBS 2479
Lineage: Eukaryota; Fungi; Basidiomycota; Tremellomycetes; Trichosporonales; Trichosporonaceae
Exons: 1
Coding region: 1-1029 (342 amino acids)
Source: RefSeq, a predicted model, not a curated record
AUGAUUCCGUACCCGCCCUACGUGCCCCCAUCUCCGCCCUUGCCCGUCUCGGCGCUACCUCGGCGGAGAGACUCUCUGCCGUCGCCUCCUCCGACACCUGUCUCUCCAGUGCCAGUGUCUCCGUCGCUGAUCGCGGUGGCGGUGAGCCUGGGGCAUGGGGAGGUUGUAGCCGUCGAAACGUCUCGGGCUGCACCUCCCUCCCCUUCAUCGUGGCCGCCACCCAACUCAGUGUCGAACCCAUUGUCGACUGAGAGUGCCGAUCGUGCCGAGAGACCCCCGGCCGCCCCCAUGCCCAGCUUCAAGCCUCCCGCGCACUACCUCAACCGAUCCUCGCGCUCCUUCCCCACUCUCACCUUCCCAUCAGCCAACGACCUCCCCCGCCCCGGAUUCGCCCACGCGGCCGUGCAAACGGACCCAGCGGCCAAUCGUCCUAACCUCCGCCUCUCGACCAGUUUUAGUGCCCAGACCCAUCUCUCUCACCUCUCUCACGUCUCCCAUCUCUCUCACGUCUCCCAUCUCUCUCACGUCUCUCACGUCUCGCAAGUGUCUCAGCACACGCACGCCUCGACGCUCAGUUGUCAGCAGAGCUGCCCCUGUUCCCCGCCCUGCUCUGCGCGCCGGUAUCGGCUCAUCGAGACUGGGAUUCCGUCCAGGAUCCCCAAGUUUCCGACUGAGGUGAUCGAUUCGGACCCGCCGACGCCUGACAGUCCGCUUUCUAGCGCAUCGAGUGGUUCGUCCAAGUUACCCCUGUCGGUAAGUCACCUAAGCUCCUUCCUUGCCACUUCCUUCUAUCUUCUCUUUAAUCUGCCCCUGGUGGUGAUUCUCUCGCACGGUGUUAAUGAAGCUUCCGCGCUUCGAUUGCGCUUGGACUGCCUCACUCAUUUGUUCCCUGCGCACUCGCUAACUCUCCAGGCACUGUGGCGCGGCCUUCUAUCCGCAACAGCCGUCGCACUCGCAAUUCCCUCUCCGCCGGCGGACAGAUUCCACACGCGCACACUCCUCACGUCGAGCGCGGCGUAUGCCCCAUGA